Molecule: messenger RNA, 13637 nt
Organism: Myxocyprinus asiaticus (Chinese sucker)
Lineage: Eukaryota; Metazoa; Chordata; Actinopteri; Cypriniformes; Catostomidae
Product: unconventional myosin-IXAb-like
Exons: 43
Coding region: 668-8020 (2450 amino acids)
Biological process (GO): intracellular signal transduction
Cellular component (GO): myosin complex
Molecular function (GO): microfilament motor activity; ATP binding; GTPase activator activity
Source: RefSeq, a predicted model, not a curated record
CGCAGCUGCCAAACGUUUCACACACACACUCAUGCAGACAUACACUCGCAUUAGCGUCUGGACCAAGUGUUUAGAGGAGGGGCAGCAGUCUGGAACAACAGCAGAAGGGGACAUUCACUGCCAGACUGCAGGCGACUACACCAAGGAGUCUGUACCCAAGAUUCAGACGCAUGUCCUUCAACGUUACGGUUAGUUUUGUCCUCUGUUUCCCACAUGGGCAUGGACGCAACUGACCAACGCAUUUCAAGAAGACUGUGAUGUUUCUGCAAAAACGAGGCGGGUUUGUUCUGGGUUCCUCACCUUAUAUGGAUCAAACCGAGACGUUGAGGAUCUGCUCCGGGUGACAGCCAGAUCAGGCUCUCUGUGGUAUUUGUGUGUUUGUGUCUCUCUGGAGCUGUGGAAUGUCAGUCUGGAAGCCGGAGCAGAUUCCCAGAGGCGAGUUUGAAGGCUUGAGGCGUGAGCUCAGCGCAGACUCGCCAUCAGAACCACUGUUCUCCAGAGAGCCCGAUGUUGCCUGGCUGCAAUGGGACAACUGAGAUGGUGGAGUUUUUUAGUUUCACCUAGUAAUCAUCCUCAAAGCAGAACUGACUCUGAGCUUGGCUCUCCUCUGAAAUCCGUCACACUUUGAGUCUGUCUUGAGAGGUUUAUGUGAGUCCCGUGCUUGUCCAUGCCUGUCAUUACCCUACAGAUCAAAGGGUGGAAUGUCGUGAGUCCAUCUCGUGAGUCUUGCAUUGGCGCUGUGUCUCGUGCUGAUGGGAGCUGCUGCACCAUCAUGAGUUGCCAUGACGCUGGUGGGCGUCGCCGUUUCGAGGACUCGGAGUUCACCUUGUGCGUGUACCCCGGUGCGCUGUCAGAGGGCACCAUCUACUGCCCCAUCACCGCUCGAAAGGUCACUUCAGCCGCUGAGGUCAUUGAGCAGGUCAUCGCAAGAUUGCAGUUGGACCGCACAAGGUUGUACGUGCUCGCGGAGGUGAAGGAAUUUGGCGGGGAAGAAUGGAUCCUGAACCCUGGAGACUGUCCGGUACAACGCAUGAUGCUGUGGCCACGUAUGGCACUGGAAAACCGGCUAGGUGGCGAAGACUACCGCUUCCUCUUGCGGGAAAAGAACGUGGACGGAUCGAUCCACUACGGAAGUCUGCAGAUGUGGUUGCGAGUAACAGAGGAGAGGCGACGGAUGAUUGAGCGCGGCCUGCUCCCGCAACCUCCUGCCGGACACGUUGCUGAUCUUUGCGCACUCCCAGACUUGAAUGAGCGAACUUUGCUCGAAAACCUUCGUGGACGCUUUCGGCAAGAGAAAAUCUACACGUACGUUGGCGGGAUUCUAAUAGUCGUCAAUCCGUUCAAGUUCCUGCCCAUUUACAACCCCAAAUAUGUGAAAAUGUACGAUAAUCACCAGCUUGGGAAGUUGGAGCCGCAUAUUUAUGCAGUGGCAGACGUAGCGUAUCAUGCCAUGCUCCAGAGGAAGAGGAAUCAGUGCAUCGUGAUAUCUGGAGAGAGCGGAUCGGGAAAGACCCAGAGCACCAACUUUCUGAUUCAUCACCUGACAGCACUCAGCCAAAAGGGCUUCGCUAGUGGCGUAGAGCAGAUCAUUCUUGGAGCAGGACCUGUACUGGAGGCUUUUGGAAACGCCAAAACUGCCCAUAAUAAUAAUUCCAGUCGUUUCGGCAAGUUCAUCCAAGUGAACUACCAGGAGCGUGGAACUGUGAGAGGAGCUUAUGUGGAGAAAUAUCUUUUGGAAAAAUCUCGGCUGGUUUAUCAAGAGCACAAUGAGAGGAACUAUCAUGUGUUUUAUUAUCUGUUGGCUGGUGCGAGUGAAGAAGAGAGAAAAUCAUUCCAUCUGCUCAAACCAGAGGAGUAUCAUUACCUGAAUCAGAUAACAAAGACAGUCAACAGACAGUCUCAGCACUGGGGAAAUUACUAUGAAACUGAGCUGGACUGUUUCAUAGUUGAAGGGGAAGAUUUGAAGCAUGACUUCGAGCGGCUCCAGUUGGCGAUGGAGAUGGUGGGAUUCUUGCCCGCCACGAGAAAACAAAUCUUCUCUUUACUGUCUGCCAUUCUUCACCUGGGGAAUAUUCGCUACAAAAAGAAAACGUACAGAGAUGACUCCAUCGAUAUCUGUAACCCAGAGGUGCUUCCGAUUGUUUCUGAACUGAUGGAGGUGAAGGAGGAAAUGCUUUUUGAAGCUCUGACCACACGGAAGACGGUAACCGUGGGAGAGAGAUUGAUCGUGCCGUACAAGCUAGCCGAGGCAGGGACGGUAAGGGACUCAAUGGCGAAGUCUCUGUACGGGGCUUUGUUCGACUGGAUCGUCUUCCGUACAAAUCACGCACUGCUGUACAACAAAGACCUGGAGGAUUCUGCCAAGAUCCUCUCUAUCGGUGUGCUAGAUAUCUUCGGCUUUGAGGAUUAUGAGAACAACAGUUUUGAGCAGUUCUGCAUAAACUUUGCCAACGAAACGCUUCAGCAUUAUUUCAACCAGCACAUCUUUAAACUAGAGCAGGAGGAGUAUCGAUCAGAGGGCAUCAGCUGGCACAUGAUCGAUUAUAUCGAUAACACGGCCUGUAUCAACCUGAUCAGCAAAAAACCCACAGCACUACUCCACCUGCUGGACGAAGAGUGCAAUUUUCCUCAGGCGUCGAAUCAAACUCUGCUGGACAAGUUUAAGCGACAGCACGAAGGAAACAGCUACAUUGAGUUUCCUGCCGUCAUGGAGCCGGCGUUCAUCAUACGACACUACGCUGGGAAGGUGAAAUAUGGCGUCAAGGAUUUUAGGGAGAAGAACACCGAUCACAUGCGUCCGGAUAUCGUGGCGCUGUUGAAGAGCAGUCGGAAUGCGUUUAUCUGCAGUCUGAUGGGAAUCGAUCCCGUCGCCACGUUCCGCUGGGCCGUGAUCCGGGCAUAUUUUAGAGCCGUCGUGGCCUUCCGAGAGGCGGGGAGAAGAUACAAGGAGAAAAAGACAGGCUCUGAUUCUCCAGUUCAGAACCAGAAAAGUGUGGACAGCUUUAGUUUCCUGCAUCACCCCGUUCACCAGCGGAGCCUUGAGAUCCUUCAGCGAUGCAAAGACGACAAACGCAAUUCGUGUAUCAGCCGGAAAAAUCCACGCACUCCUCUGUCAGAUCUUCAGGGCACCAACACGCUCAGUGAGAAAUUGAAGGAUGUCCGGGAUGGAUUCUUGGGCUGUCACGUUCAUAGCUCGAGAUCGGAACGAGUCUCCUCUUUCUCCCAUGAAGAGGAGGGAAUUUUCGUAAACAGCAUGAAUAACAAACUUCUGGAGAGAGCUCAAGGCAUCCUGAUGCGAAACAAGAACUUGAAGACGAAACUCAGUCUCCCGAAGCAUCUGUUGGACGUGAAAUCGUUGAAGUAUCUGAGCAGUUUGACGCUUCACGACCGCAUCACCAAAUCCCUGUUGCAUCUACACAAGAAGAAGAAGCCGCCCAGUAUCAGCGCCCAGUUCAACGUGUCUUUGAACAAACUGAUGGAGACACUGGGACAAGCAGAGCCAUACUUUGUGAAAUGCAUCCGGUCAAAUGCAGACAAGCUUCCGCUGCGUUUCAGUGACGCGCAUGUAUUGCGACAGCUGCGCUACACUGGCAUGCUGGAGACAGUAAGAAUACGACAGUCUGGAUACAGUGUGAAAUACACUUUUCAAGAUUUUGCACGUCAUUACCACGUGCUAUUACCGGCUGGAUUCUGUGCCACUCAGGGGGGCAUCAAAGACUUCCUGCAGACUUCUAACCUCGAGUCAGACGGGUAUCAAGUGGGCAGAACCUUGGUGUUUUUGCGGGAGCAUCUACGUCAGAGGCUGCAGGAUGAACUUCAUCAGGAGGUUUUGAGGAGAAUCGUUUGUUUACAGCAGAAGUUCAGAGCUCAGCAGGAGAGAAAACGUUUCUGCUGCCAGAGACGAGCUGCGAGGGUCAUACAGCGUUGGUGGCGUGCAUGUAUGCUAACUCAUGCUGACGAGAGUGCGCGUGAGUUGGAGCUCCAGCAGGGGGCAGUAGUGUGUCUUCAGGCAGCAUGGAGGGGCUACAGAGCGAGACGACUCUAUCUGCUACAGAAGAAAGCCGUGACGCUCAUACAGAGACACUGGAGGAGAUACAUGCAGACGCGAGAGAGAGCAGCAGGACUCAUACAAACGGCCUGGAGGACACAUAGACAGAGAUAUCAGCACCAGUGCAGGGCGGCCGUCACCCUACAGGCGGCCUGCAGGGGGCAUCAGGCACGACAGAGGUGCCGCUUUCUGAGAGAGCAGCGAUUUAAAAGGAAAACCCUUGAAAACAAUGUGGCUCCAAACACAAUGACAUCAAGUUUAUGUGUUCCUCAAAACACAACCGAAGUCCAGGCCACUCACCUGGACAAACAAGAAUCUGAACCAGACGUAGAGCUGCCACAGGCUGAGGAGAAGUUCGAGGAGGUACGAGAAAAGCAAUCUGCCGAACCUUCAAGAACCGUGGACGACAGCACGCUGAAGAGCCGCAACAAACGAGAGAGCAGGAGGAAACGAGAACUCGAACAGGCCACUUUCAGUUUACAACUGCUUAAAGUCCGGUCUGGUUCAUUGACCGGCACGGACCAGACUGAAGUAACGGACAACGCACUCACCUCUCAAAACCCUCUUACCAAACGACUCCCUUCCUCGCCUCAGGUGUCUCCAGAUAGCCAAGAAAGCUUUGAGCUCCUUGGCUUUCACAACGAGGAGUUCGUGACAUCUGAACUUCCUCCUCCGCAAGAGAUGUCUGCUUCUGACAAAUCCAAGCCAGUGGAGGUGAACCAUAGCGAAGAGCCGUCCAGUCCAUUUCAGCGAAGCCCAACGUCCUCCAAGCCUCGCUUCUACAUUCCAGAUGAAGACAGCUGUCCGGUCAGAACUUCUCCACGGAUGCCAAUGGGCACCAAGAGGGAGAAGAAGGAAUCAGUGCUGGUCAUCAUCAGCAUGCAGAAGGAGAACCCAGUAGACCAAACCAGCAUGGAAGCUCUUCAAAUACUGGAAAAGGAAGCUGAGGAGAUGCCAACUGGUGCCCACCAGGAAACACUCUCAGAAGACAGAUGGAAUGGAGUGCCCUAUUUAGAUCAUCCAAACCUGAGCCCAGAACCUCAAACCAAUCAUGGCCUUGUCACUUUGUCUUCGACCACUUCCAAACCCCUCCAGUUGGAACAGAGAGGGGCAGUGUCGGUACAGGAAGUGACAUCAGAGCCUAGAAAGGAAGUUCAAGCUCAGAAGACGGUGAUUCAGAGCAUCAGUAUCAGUAUGAAGGAGAAAACCACGAAUCUGGCCUUCUCUCCCAAACGCAGCCGACUCACCUUCUCCAAGUCAGAUAAAGAUCUUGUGAAUCAGGAACGUUCUCUGGCUCUCCAAAGAGAAGCAGGAUUCAGAUCGUUAAAGAAUAGAGAGGUGACCAGAGUGGGUCGUAAAAAGAAAGCUCGUAUGGCAGGGACACGCUCUGAUUUCCUGACCCGUGCCUGUAGCACUGAGGUCGACUCAGACGAUGAAGAUGAUAACGAAUUUGAGUAUACGCCUGUACUCUCUCGCACACUACCCUUCCAAGAAUCCCUUGAUUCCCCUGACCCGGCCUGCCACAGUGACUCCGAGAUGUCUCAGUCGUCUCAGAAGGAGCAGAAGAGGAUCCAGAAGACCAUGUCCUCAGGAGAUCUGGGGAAGAUGGACUCGCUCAGGAAGUCUUUGUCCCACACAGACAGCAGGGUCAGGGGCAAAAUGCGGUUCUGGAGCAAAAACAAGCAUGGAGAUAAGAAGAUGUCCACCAGGGGGCGCUCUGCUGACCCUGAGCUCACAGACAGCAGACAUGGAUCUCCUCCAGGCAGCCCUCAGCAUACUGGACUCUCUGAGCACGGACGGGACAGUAAAGAGAACCGCGAGCCAAUGAUGGGCUUGAUGUCGAUGAACAGGAGACGCAGUGUGAAAAUCAGCAGUGUUUCUCUAGAAUCUUCUGUGUGCCAGAACGAUUCGCUCCACAUUCUCUCCAGCACGUCCGACUACCGCAGCAUGAACGACUUCCUCAUGAAGAAGAUCAAUGAUCUGGAUGCUGAGGAUGGACAGAAGGACACACCGGUGGACGUGGUGUUUAAGAAAGCCUUGAAAGAAUUUCGCCUCAAUAUCUUCAACUCUUAUUCAACUGCACUCGCCAUGGACGAUGGCAGAAGUAUUCGUUAUAAAGAUCUCUACGCUCUGUUCGAGCACAUUCUAGAAAAGAGCAUGCGUCUGGAGCAGAGAGAUUGGAGCGAGUCGCCAGUUAAAGUCUGGGUCAACACGUUUAAAGUCUUCCUCGAUGAGUUCAUGACUGAAUACAAGCCCAUGGAUGUAACCAUCAGUAAGGCUCCCAAACCUGAGAGGAAGAAGAGACGGAAAAAGGAAUCAGACACUGUUGAGGAGCACAUGGGUCACAUCUUUAAAUCCACUCAGUACAGCAUCCCGACAUACUGCGAGUUCUGUUCAUCACUCAUCUGGAUGAUGGACAAAGCGUGCGUCUGCAAACUCUGUCGUUACGCGUGUCACAGGAAGUGCUGCCUGAGGAUCACCACUAAAUGCAGUAAAAAGUUUGACCCCGAGCUGUCUUCACGGCAGUUCGGCGUAGAGUUAUCUCGUUUAACGAGUGAUGAGCGAGCCGUGCCAUUGGUGGUGGAGAAACUGAUUAACUACAUCGAGAUGCAUGGACUCUACACCGAGGGAAUCUACAGGAAGUCUGGAUCCACCAAUAAAAUCAAAGAACUCAAACUGGGACUGGACACAGAUGUGAGCAGCGUGAAUUUAGACGACUACAACAUCCACGUCAUAGCGAGCGUUCUCAAACAGUGGCUGCGUGAUCUCCCGAACCCCCUCAUGACCUUUGAACUGUACGAGGAGUUCCUCAGGGCUAUGGGUCUACAGGAUAACCGUGAGGUGGUCCAGGGUGUUUAUUCAGUUAUUGAUCAGCUCAGCAGAACUCAUCUGUGUACACUAGAGAGAAUCAUAUUUCACCUGGUCAGGAUCUCGUUCCAGGAGGAGACCAACCGCAUGUCUGCGAACGCACUGGCUAUCGUGUUUGCACCCUGCAUACUGCGCUGUCCCGACACCACUGACCCAUUACAGAGCGUCCGGGACAUCGGCAAGACCACUGCUUGUGUGGAGCUGAUUAUCUGUGAGCAGAUGAGGAAAUAUAAAGCUCGUCUGAAGGACAUCAACACACUGGAGUUUGCCGAGAGUAAAGCCAAGAGUCGACUCACACACAUCCGACGCUCGAUGAAACCGGUACUAAUCGCGGUUAGGUUUAUUGGCAUUACAAGAACUGCCACGCCGGGUAAGGGGCGUUUACGCAAGAGUGGUCGCCACACCCCCUCCCCGCCCAUGAGCCCGCGGAUGGCAGAGAGGGAGCAGCCAGGUGAUGAGGGGUCAGAGCCUGGGCUGAGUGAACAGCAGCAAGCAGCCAUGCAGCAGGAAGAAAGAGUUCUGACAGAGCAGAUAGAAAACCUGCAGAAAGAGAAGGAAGAGCUUACCUAUGAGAUGCUGGCUUUGGAGCCCAGAGCAUCCGAUGAUGAAAUGCUGGAGUCGGAAGCAUCUAUCGGAACAGCAGACAGCUCGGAAAACCUCAUGGGAGUAGAAGGCACGGUAUCCGAUCAGUGGGAAAAAAGUCCCGGCGCGGUAUCGUCUACACGUUGGCGGAAACCCGAGUCCAAAAGCAGGCGAGGUUUACGGCGACAGCCUGAAUCUCUAGACUCGGCCGUGGCGUCACUCUCCUCCGUGACGUCCACUCCUCACUAUCGGUUCCGUUCAUCCUCGUCCAGUCCUCUCUUUUCCUCGGACUCUCCCGGAGGGGACCUGCACAUUCUUCCCGACCAGGAGGACACAGAACCGGACACUCAGACCACCCGACGUGCCUCCAGCUCGGAGAAAACCCGUCCGCGGCCCAGAGGAAACCGCAGCUGCCCACCAAAGUCCCUCGAGCCAGGCGAAGCCGGCGGCCGCCGGAGAGAGCAUGAAUUUGGUUCCGCUCAGCCAUUAGUGCUAUACGGAAGUAAUGAAUUUAUGGUUUGAUGAUGAGUGUGCCCCCUAGUGGCUGAAGCUGGUAGUGUGUGGUACUUUCAAGGUGGAAAGACGCCAAGAAACGUCAGAAUACCGUUUGGAAAAGCGGAACAGAAAGACCGACGGCUUGGAAAUCCGCCUCGACAGCCUUUAACUAGACAGAGAUGCAUGCCCUUCCAGCGAGCGAAAGAAUUUAAGGGCUGAAAAAUAAAUAAUAAAACGGGAAAGAGAAAUGCUGGGUGUUACCGUGAACACCCUGAUAUCCACGACCUACUGACUGUAAAAUGGACCUGCUGGACUGGUCCGUUUUUUUGCAACAAAUUCUAAGGAUAGUUUAGAACAGGGAAUGAACCGUUUUUAACAUGUAACGUCCACUUUCAUGUUUACAGAACUGAGCCAAUGAGAGGUCAUGCGACUUCACUGACUGCAUGCCGUAUUGCUACCUUUUUGUUUUCACUCUGUUAUUAGGAAAACCUUUGAUAAAGUGCUAAAUAUGUAAAAUAUGAUUAUAUUAUUGAUAAAGGUCAAAAGAAUCAUAUAAAUAGCUGAAAUCUCUGUGCUGCUGUUUGACCUAUGUGAAUAUAAUGUAUAUUGAAAAGUGUGAAUCUGGCGUCUCCAGAGCUGUCUGUAUGUUUUUGUGGGGUUUUUUUAUAUGGGUGAAUCUCAUCAUAUCUAGGUCACAUCUCAGCUUGAAGUCAAUAGAAAAAAAUAUGAAAUUACAUGUAGUUAGAAAUGCACCAAAAUUUCAGCAGGACAAAAAUGGCAUAAAACAGAAAUUGUUACUUUGAAAUCCAGCAACAGAAACACUCACAUGGAGAUAAAGCAUGUUGCACAUUAAAGUCCACUUUAAAUUGACUAGUAAUGUAUUAUAAUGUAAUAUCCAACCAGAAUAAAAGAGAUCCAGGUACACGUACAAUGUAAAAAUGUGCUUCAUGUUCACUGAAGAUUUUCACUGGAAUUACUGUUCUAUCAGGAAGACUUGCAGAUUUGAGUGAAAUUCAAGAUGACAUUUAUUUGAUGAAUAUAACACAGAAAUGUCUCUCUUUGGCGUAAGCCCCGUCUGACGGUCCGAAGUUGUUGUACUCGGAACCGUCAUAUCCUGCCGGAGAUAGGAGGCAGGGGUGAGGAGUCUACCCCCGUGCAGGACGGGACUCAACAGGUGGUGGUGGGGUGGUGGAGGUUGCCGUGUUAGCACACUGAAAUGGCAAUUUGACAGAUUGUGAGCAGACUUAUAAAGCAGUGGCUUACAUGUGAUUGGCUAAGAGUUACCUAGCUAAUGGUGUGAUGAUGUACAGCUGCUAGUCUUCCCGCUAGAACUACGCUGCGCUUACAUUUAAUUUUGCUGCUGCAGCAGAGUAGUUAACAAUAAAGGUUUUCUUAACAGGCUACACAUUAUAUUUUUGCAAUUAUUUUCUGUCCACUGUAUUUUACAAGUUAUAGAAAGAGUGGUUUUGGUUCGUCGCUUAUAUUAACUUUUAGAAUGUAAUUAUUCCAAACAAAGUCUAAUUUAAAUAAUUUUAAAUUAAAAUAAUUUUCAUUUCGGUGCAUCACUAUAUGUACACUGAGAACCCUAAUAAGUUCAUUGCACUCCUUUGAUUGAGUAAACUCGUUCCCUUAUUUCCAUUGAGUAAUGGGGUCUCAGUUAACUUGGUUUUCAAGUAGAGUGAACUUAGCUAUUUAAGUUGAGUUAGCUACAUGGAAGUAGACUUAACUCAGAUUUGAAUUGAAAUAUUGUUUCUACUGUUGUACAUUUUAAUUGAAUUGAUUCAAUUUUAGAUCAAACAACAGCACAGCUCAAAUAAAGAAGAUAACUGAUUCUAGGUCAGUUAUUAAGUCAUUCUUUACAGAAAUGCAUAUAUGCACUUCAGCUUCACAUGCACAAAGAGAACUGAGAUAGUGUGACCAGGGUCCAACUUGACCAAAGAGACACAGAUCGCCCUAAUGGUGACAUCACACCAAACAACUAUUACAGCAAAGCAUAAAUAAUACAACAAAAGAGCUCAAACAUCUAUGAAUUCAUAAUAACAAUUAUUUAAAUUCCCCUAACCAAGGAAACAUAAUUCAAGCAGCAAGGGAUUGUGGGUAUUCCCCGUAGCCUCAGUUUUGUACUCGGUAGUUUGAGUUAUUAACACUUCAAAUCUCAAGUCUAUGGAUACCCCAAUUUGGAAUGCCCAAUUCCCAAUGCGCUCUAAGUCCUUGUGGUGGCGUAGUGACUUGCCUCAAUCCGGGUGGUGGAGGACGAAUCUCAGUUGCCUCCGCGUAUGAGACCGUCAAUCCGCGCAUCUUAUCACGUGGUUUGUUGAGCGCGUUACCGUGGAGACAUAGCGCGUGUGGAGGCUUCACGCUAUUCUCCACGCCCCACUGAGAGUGAGAACCACAUUAUAGCGACCACGAGGUUACCCCAUGUGACUCUACCCUCCCUAGCAACCGGGCCAAUUUGGUUGCUUAGGAGACCUGGCUGGAGUCACUCAGCACGCCCUGGAUUCAAACUAGCAUACUAGCGAACUAGCGAACUCCAGGGGUGGUAACCAGCGUCUUUUACCACUGAGCUACCCAGGCCCCAAGGCUAUGGAUUUUUAAGAAAAAUAAGUUCAGUGAACUUAAAUAUAUAUAUUUUUAAUUAUUUAUUUAUUUUUGGCCAUUUUUUUUAUGUGAUUCUCAUUACUGUAGGACUUUAUUACAGUUAAAAAAAAAAAAAUACAAUCUUUUGAUUUUGGAGUGAAAUAUGACCUGGACUUUCGUGAGAGUCACGCAUAUGUUUUUGCUGUUUUUUUGUUUCCAGAAACACUUUUUUCUCUGCAAAAGAAAUGCAAAAGGGACGAAUAGUUUGACAGAUGCAUAACCUUUUUCAAUUCUUCACUACUUUAAUUCUGCCUUUUUUUUUUGUCCCAAUCAGUGUUACGUGAACGUGCAACUAAAUCAGGACUUGAAAUAUAUUUUGAUGUCAUGACCAUUUUUUUAUGUAAAUUGCUUUUUUUUUCUUUUCUUUUAGUAUAUUGUGUUUUAUAUAUGCUUAUAUUUUAUUGUGAUUUCAAGUGUAAAUAUAUAUAUUUAACUGUAUUAUUCCACUGUGCCAUUUGGAGUCACGAACAAAGAAAAAAAAAAAGAUUACUACUAAAUUAAAAGAAAAUGAUCUAUCUCAAACAUUUAUAUACAGGGUUCCCUGCUUUGGAUUUUUAACCUUUACACGCGUACAGUCAUUAGAGAAGAAUAAUGGUUAACAAUGCACAUUUAAGCUAUAACAAGGCCAAUUCAUAGAAAACAAGCAUAUAUAACAUAAAGAAAACUCAAUAUUAAUUAUAAUGAAUUGCUAUGUAUGUCCAGGGAAUGUGUCUCCAGAAGCAGUUUACACUUUUUGAUGUACUGUUACGGACAUCAAUGUCAUGUUGUUUAUCAGUCACAGCUUAUUGAAAGAUACCAUCACCAUGGUGCAAUAUAACGAGACAUUAAGCUACGUUUAUUAUAUUUGGGUACUAUCCUAACCAUAACUCUGCUACUGCUCAAAAACAGGAGGUAAGAAUGAAACAGUAGUUUGUUGCAUCCUGCAUUCGUGAAUGUAAUCACUGUAGCAUGCCAUGCUAUUGUUAAAGUAUUUCUUUUACAGCCAUUGUAUUUAAGGUCAUGUUUAAGGCCAGAAACAUACAUUACACAAGUACGCAAAUGCUUGGCUAGCACGCAGUUCUGUUGUUCAUACUUAAUGUGCAUUCUUGCAUUACUGUGGCUGUAACAAACUUAAAUACUCGAGGGAGAUAGAGCCUGCUAUACCCUUCCUUACCUUUACAUUUAUUUAAAAAAAGCACAAAUGUGUGUUCCAGUGAGGCACUUACAAUGGAAGUCAGUGGGGUCAAUCUGAACGAAAAUUAAAUGAAAUCAAAAUGACGAUUUAAACAGCUUUACAGCUCAAAUAAUACAUGCAUUUUAACAAUUAAUGUACAGUGCUGUGAAAAAGUAUUUGCCCCCUUCCUGAUUUCUUCUAUUUUUGUGCAUUCUUCAAACGAGAUAUAACAUAAAACAGUGGCAACUUGAGUAAACACAAAAUACAGUUUUCAAAUAUAUAUAUAUAUAAAUUUUUUAUUUAUUUUUUUAUUGAAGCAAAAAAGUUAUCCAACACCUAUAUCACCCAUGUGAAAAACUAACUGCCCCCUUAAACUUAAUAGCUGGUUGUGCCACCUUUAGCAGCAACAACUGCAACCAAAAGCUUCCGAUAACUGGACAUCCGUCUUUCACAACACUGUGGGGGAAUUUUGGCCCACUCUUCUUUGCAGAACUGCUUUAGUUCAGCCACAUUGGAGGGUUUUCGAGCAUGAACUGCCCGUUUAAGGUCCUGCCACAGCAUCUCAAUCAGGUUCACUUCAGGACAUUGACUAGGCCACUCCAAAACUUUAAUUUAGCUUCUUUUGAGCCAUUCAGAGGUGGACUUACUCCUAUGCUUUGGAUCAUUGUCUUGCUGCAUAAUCCAGUUGCGCUUGAGCUUCAACUCACGAACUGUUGACCGGACGUUCCUUGGAUGUUGUCCUUGGCUUUUUUGCUUGGCUGACUUCCUGGAUGAGUCGUCGCUGUGCUCUUGGAGGAAGUUUGGAAGGUUGGCCACUUCUGGGAGGGUUCACUACUGUGCCACGUUUUCUCCAUUUGGAGAUAAUGGCUCUCACUGUGGUUCUUUGGAGUCCCAGAGUCUUUGAAAUAGCUUUGUAACCCUUCCCAGAUUGAUGUAUUUCAAUCACCUUCUUCCUCAUCAUUUAUGGAGUUUCUUUCGACCUUGGCAUAGUGUGCUACAGGGCGAGACCUCUUAGCCAACUUCACACUGCUGAAAAAGUUCUCAAAAGUGUUGAUUUUGUUGAACAGGGCUGGCAGUAAUCAGGUCUGAGUGUGUCUAGUCCAGCUGAACCCCAUUAUGAAUGCAGUUUCAUAGAUUUGGGGAUUUAGUGACUAUAUCCUUUUUCACACAGGCCCAGUUGGUAUUGGAUAACUUUUUUUGCUUCAAUAAAUAACAUUUGUUUUAUGUUAGAUUUAGUUUGAAUUUUUGUAACAAUUUACUUUGAGAUAUACACAAAAACAAAAGAAAUCUAUAGCACUAUAAGUGCUUUUAUAAAAUUAUAAGCGUCACAUUUCUGCCUUUAAACCCUCCAAAAAUGGACCCCAUUGACUUCCAUUGUAAGUGUCUUACUGAACACAGAUUUGUGCUUUUUUAAAGAAAAGGAGGAACGAUUGAAAACAAUGUUUUUUUGUUUUUUUUUGUUUUUUUUGUGGUAAUCAUUUUUAUGACACAUGCUGUCGAUUGAGCUCAACUUGUAUUGAACUUGCCUUAUAAUGCAAGGACGCAUGAAAUUGGAUCUUGCGUUGCUAGAAGCGCUUGCGUUCUCGUACUUGCGCACAGGAUGUUUCGUGUCUAAGAGUGGAUGUUUAAAAAAGGACAUUUUAAAAGUUGAAUGAUACUGCUCUGUUUUGAUGGACUGAGAUGGUCUGUAAAAACAAAUUUGUGGUUUUGCAUUUUCUGUGUGUUUGCGCUCAGUUGUAAACGGUGCAAUUUGUGUAUUUUUAUUUAUUUGUUUUUGGUGAAAAUCAAUGUGUAAGGAUGUAAAAUGCAAAAUAAGUAUAACCAUUGUAUUAUUAAAAGAUUCAUAAAAGAAAA